Molecule: messenger RNA, 2842 nt
Organism: Conger conger (European conger)
Lineage: Eukaryota; Metazoa; Chordata; Actinopteri; Anguilliformes; Congridae
Gene: cbx6a
Product: chromobox homolog 6a
Exons: 5
Coding region: 101-1630 (509 amino acids)
Source: RefSeq, a predicted model, not a curated record
UGUGUUGCUUUUGUUGGAUGCGCGCUCUGAACUCGCCGCCAGCGAAGGCUAGCUAGCUCGCUACAAAUACGGUAGUUCACCUGGGGUGUCGUUCUAAAAGAUGGAGCUCUCUGCGGUCGGGGAGCGCGUAUUCGCCGCUGAAUGCAUCCUCAAACGUCGCAUUCGCAAGGGCCAAAUUGAGUAUCUUGUUAAAUGGAGAGGAUGGGCCAUUAAGUAUAGCACAUGGGAGCCAGAAGAGAAUAUUUUGGACAGCCGACUGAUUGCAGGAUUUGAACAGAAGGAGAGAGAGAGGGAACUUUAUGGGCCAAAGAAAAGAGGACCUAAACCCAAGAAUUUCCUCCUUAAGGCUCGAACCCAUGGCUCCGAGCCCUCUGUGCAGGGCCCCGCCUCUCGUCGCUGUCACUCCCAGCGCGCCCCCUCCAGCCCCUCACCUUCCUCCGCCCCUUCCUCCUCCUCCUCCUCCUCCUCCUCCUCUUCCUCCGUGUCCAUUCCCAAGCUCCAGUCCAGAGCCACGUCCCACAAACUGAAGAAGGACAUCCGUCGCUGCCACCGGCUGUCCCGGCGCCCCCUGCCCCGCCCGGACCCCCUGGCCCCGCCGCACGGCGCCCGCCCGCCCGCCUCCCCGUUUUCGGAGACGGUGACCAUCCUGAACCGGCGGGUGAAGCCGCGGGAGAACAAGCGCAGCCGCAUCAUCCUCAACCUGAAGGUGAUCGACGGGGGCGGGACCCGCCGCGUGCCCCUGUCCGCCCCGGCCGGCCGGCCCGGCCCCGCCCGCCGGAACAUCCCCUCCCGAAACCGCAUCAUCGGGAGGCGGCUGAGCGACGGGCCCUGCCGGGGCCCCCCGCCGCCCCUCCGGAUGCCGGGGUUCCCCAUGUACGGGAAGCCCUUCGGGGUGCAGCAGGUUUCGCCGGGCGCGGCCGGCGCUCAGUCCGGGACGGGGUGCAGUACGGAGGGGAGCAGUGACUCGACGGCGUCCUCUCUCCGCCCCGCCGGAGGAAAGGCGGGCGCGGCUCAGCCCGCUCCUCGGUACCAGCCGCCCCCCUCCCCCACCAGCUCCAGCGGCUCUCAGAGUGGGCCGCCCUCCCCUCCUCACAUCCAGGCCCCGGCCCCACAGGCCUCCCCUCCCAAACUCAGCCCCCAGGCCCCGCCUCAAGCCAGCCGCCCCGCCUCUGCCCCCGGGUCCUUCCUCCCAUCCUCCCCCUCCCUGUCUUCAUCGUCCGCCUCGUCCUCCUCUUCCUCUUCUGAGGACGAGGAGAAUAUUCUGGAUCUCUCCGUGCCGCCCGGGGGCGAACGGAAUCCCAGGCGCCGCCGCGGUCGCCACGGAGCCCAAACCGACGAGCCGCCCACGUGUCAGAGCGUCGACCCCCUGCCCCUGCCCCUCCAGGGCCCCUCGGACCCCCCUCUCCUCUCCCUGGAGAACCCGAGGGGGCUCUGCGAGGGGGACCCCGACUGGCGGCCGGAGAUGGCCCCCUGCUGCACCAACGUGGUGGUGACCGACGUGACCACGAACCUGCUCACUGUCACCAUCAAGGAGUUCUGCUCACCGCCAGAACUGGACCAGUCCGCCCCUCCCAGCCCCGCCUCCCAGACCACCGACACCGCCACGCUGACCCCCCAGCCCAAACCAUGAACCGCACAAACGCCCGCAAAAAGCAAAAAAAACCUCAAUAAAUAGGCUUCUGUUGGCUUCAUAUAGUCCCCCCAAAAUAUGCACAAGUGCAGAGAAAAGUACUGUAUUUAUUUUUUUCAUGUAUUGAUACACAGUAAGCUCUUAUGCAGGGUGCUUCUGUUUUCACAUUUAUUACAUGUGCAGUGCUUGUGAUUUGCACGUGCUGCACUUGUUUAUUACAUGUACUGAACUUGUUUAUUACCUGUACUGAACUUGUUUAUUACAUGUGCAGUUCUCGGUUAUUACACGUUCAGUACUUGUUUAUUACACGUGCAGCACUUGUUUGUUACACGUACCAAACUUGUUUUUUACACGUACAGUACUGCAUGUUGAAUCAUGACAGACUCACCUUGUGUUCCUACUGUUGAAAUGCGUUCACACGUAACAAUAGGAUGGCACUUUAAAGUCCAGUGCAUGCACGUGUAUUAUUGUAUGAAUAUUUUCACUUAUUGUGCUCAAUUGAAUUUGACUCACCAGUAUGCAUAAGACUUGCAUCGAAACUUGCAAAGAUAGUUUUUCAUUCUAAUACGUAAUGGGGAUCCCUUCUCCCCACACAUACAUGCAAAGGACUAUAUAGCUAGCUAUAUAUUUAUAUGCACGCACAAUGUAUAAGCCGGGACAGGUUUCAUCAGUCAGACCAUUAAGCUGCAGCUAUGCUCUUUCUUAGCUCUUCUCUAGCUGUCUCUCCUUGUCUGUUCUUUCUAUACUCGUUCUGAAGUCUGACACGACUCUAAACUGAUCCUUUUUGUACAUAUGGCUGUGGACUGCAUGUGUAAUACUCUGCCAUAUUCUUUCAAAGACUACCGACUUUGUAUCCCAGAAACGAUUUUUUUUUAAUGACCAUGUCUGUCUUGAGUGUGUUAUUUUAAUCUUGCUCACAUUGCCCCUCCCCCUAACAUACACCUGUUUGAAGUGUGGUUAGGAGCUGCUACCUGUUGAGAGGUCGUCACAGCUAACGAAAGUCCGGUCCUCGUUGAAAGACGGUCUGUUUUGUGGUGAACAGUGAUUGUAUGAAGAAUUGCCAUUGUAGGGCUGUGCAGAGUGAAAGUCCUGUGUUUCAUUUUGUAAUCUGUGUGAAAUCCCUGGUCCGUAUUGUGUUUGCAGUAUAAUAUGUGGUUGUGUAAUAGAUGUGGAAAUGUAUAGAUGAAAUAAAAAGAAAGUUAGACUCCCGUA